Molecule: messenger RNA, 5850 nt
Organism: Blastomyces dermatitidis ER-3
Lineage: Eukaryota; Fungi; Ascomycota; Eurotiomycetes; Onygenales; Ajellomycetaceae
Product: monocarboxylate permease
Exons: 3
Coding region: 4110-5408 (432 amino acids)
Biological process (GO): transmembrane transport
Cellular component (GO): fungal-type vacuole membrane
Molecular function (GO): transmembrane transporter activity
Source: RefSeq, a predicted model, not a curated record
CCGAUGCGGGAAUUGAAGGUCGUUGCCUCGUGAGAGCCAAAACCGGUUGACAUGUGGGGCGACCGUUCACGCAAGCAAGAAAGUCGGGCUGAUAAAAAUAGACACAAUCAUACGCCCAGUACUACCCAACGCCCCCCCAACGCCCCCCAACGCCCCAUUUCGUGUAAUUUACAUGCUGAUCAGUUCCUUGCAAGGAAAAAAAAAAGAGAAACUAGAAAAGCAACAGCAUUUUAUUCAAUGCACGCUCUGGAAAAGGAAAUUCUCCACACUACAGAUCCCCAGACGGAAUUGCGGAAAAUAACCAUGAAUCCGGUAUGUCGAAAAGAAAUUGCGAGCCCUAGCAAUGGAGAUACGGAUAUUAGUAUGGCGAAUUCAAAAUGAAAGAGUCGAGACAAAAGAAACCCCAAACGAAAGAACCAAAUAUAAAAAAAAAAUAAGGAAGGGGCAACUUACCCAAUCGGCAAAUUCCAUCCUCUGAGUCUCAGAUUCAGCACUAUCACCACGUUCGCCAUAUAUCGUGUUAUGGGUAUCUAACCCCGUCCCUUCAUCCUCUUCCGACGAUACCUCAACUUCCCUUUCUCCGAGUAGCUUUGCUCGCUCCUUUAGCCAAAGAUAGCACUGGUCCAGUGCCUCCUUCGCCGCCUCCAUAAUGGGCCCUUCAACCUCUGCCACGCCCGCCUCCAUCGCCUUGAUCUGCGCCAGCACACAAGCAGAGAAUAUAUAGCCUUUGACAUUCGUUUCGCCCGCCCGGAUCCGCGCCAUUGCUAGCCGCAUGUAGUUGUCGGUCGCAGUGUGAAGUUCUCUUCGCCAUGUUUGUGUCGCCGACGAGGAGGUGGUGCUUAAUGACGCGGGGGUUGAAAGGAAGUACCCUGGCAUGUCUUCCUGGAGUUGGUAGAUGAGCUCGAGGGAGAUGGUGAAUUGUGCGUAGAUGGCGGAGCUGCGGAUGAAGCCCCCGGCGUGGAGCUUUAGGCGGUCAAAGUCAUCGUCGUCACUGUUGGUACUGGCGGCGGCAUUCUCAUUAUUAUCCUGGCUGUGGUUGCCUUUAUUUGGCGAAAGAAUCUGGAGAGCUGCAUCCAGGCAUAUUUUACGGGAGAAGUAGUAUUUUAGGUUUGUUUUUGCCUUGACAGCGAAAGGGUGAUGUAGAGCAAGCAGAAACCUAUUGGUGAGAAGGGAGACGGAUUGGGUUUGGAAGGCAGACGGUUGCGAGGCUCUGUCUUGCGAGUGAUGGGCUGCGUUGAAAAGGUGAAGCGAACUGUCACGCUGGAUGGCAGUAAGCUUACUGCUGAGUCUCAGCACUUCAUCAUACGAAGGCUCGGAGCGUAUAUCAUUCAUUGCCUUUGCCAUCUGGAGUCUGAUAGGGAAUGACUUCACGAGCGCGAUUUGGACGCUGGUGUGGGUGAAUCCGUUUGUGACGUGUGGGACGGCUUCAGGGUCAUCAGGAUUCAUAUCAUGAUCAUCGAUGUUGGAUGGUGACUCGCAGUCAUAAUCUUGAAGGGAGACUAGAGGCGCCCCUCCCGCAUCCAUGCUUGACUGGAGCAAAAGUUCCAGAACCGUAGCCCACAACCUUCUCCGUAGCUCCGCUUGAAAGACUGGCAUCUUUGGAAGAUAUUGUGGAUCUCGAUGUAAACCAACGUACAUUGCUGCUCGCAGCAGAGAGCCAGCCGAUAUCCAAACGAGGUCACCAUCAAUCGCACAACUCUGCCGGGCUAGAAGUAGAAGACAGUGUAUCUGGACGGCAGCAAUAUUGACGCGAGAUUUCUCAGAAGGACCUCCCAACCAUGACUGGGCAGCAUAAAUCCACGGUGCUGCCGUUAUCCGGGGCGUAAUAGAGCUGCCAGGGCCUUUAUAGAAGCAAGUUCCUAGGGCCAUGACAAGAAGCAAUCGCACCACAAAAGCAGGGCUCGCGGACUGAGGGGGAUUCCAGAGUUGGGCAUAUUCCUGUUGAAAAGUCGGCACGUGUAAGAUUCGAUAAACAGUCUCGAAGGUGAGAAGAUAGCCCGAAACGAGCUGGUCAGCCGUCUCACGCGGUGGAACUAAAUCUGUCAAGUCGGAUAUAGCUGGCUGGCGUGUUGGACGUCUGACUUUUAUAGCCCUUGCUAAUGUCUUACAUCGAUCCAUCAUCCUGGAUAUCCCGGAAUUAUCCUCGACUUCAAGCCGAUGCCUUAAGUUGUAUACCAUAUUGAACUUUGGCUUCAGUUAGCGAAUCCAUUUGGCUAAGAGCGUAGCAGGCAUACAACUCCCUCUACAUCAGCGGCAUUUAAGAAGAAAGAGAGAAGGUAAGAAUAGGAAAUGAAUGGGAUGGGGCCGAUAAAAUGAAAAGGAAUUGUCCUCACUUCCUUGGCACAAUUCAUCCAGUGGCUCUGCCCGAAAAAUCUGGUCUUCGAGAAGGUCCCUCUCACAGGGGUGUGCAAGGCUUCACGAUCCUCCAAUGCGUCCAAGCGUCUGCCUCCGGGAGAAGAUGAAGCAGCAACGGAGCUCGUGCUCGUAGACUGGGCCAGCUUCUUCUCCAACAGACGGACCCGAUCGACGAGCGCCUGAAUUGUCGCUGCAGAUUGAAGGUCCUGGGCAACAUUGCGGAUAGAUCCGGUGACAUCACUUCUUUGAUCAUCUGCAUGUGUACUCUGGUCCGAUUCGUUUGCAGUAAAAGGUGAGGGAUAUGAUGGGAAGUUCCCAGGGCGGCUUAUCUGUGGAAUAGGUACGGUAGGGGCUGGGGGAGCUUGGAGAGCUGAAGGACGUUGUGGCUGUGAGCUAUCACAACAUCUAGCAGAAGACGAAGAAGAAGGACCAGCAGAAGUUUGGGCAUGAGUAUAUGUGCAUGCAUGUAUCGAGAGGCUCUUCUUGGAUCGGUGGCAUUGAUCGCAAGGCACCUUUUGGUCGCAUCUGAUCUUCCGGCGACGACACUGAUCGCAGGCCAACGCCGGGCGCCGUCGUUUACGUGGUGGAGCAUCACCGGUAUACGAUUGAAUCUCAUUACCAUGCAUCAUUCCGUAAAUGUGGUGCAUAUUAUCGAAGCUGAAGUCUCGUUCUCGCUAAAGGGGCAAUCGGCAAGUUGAUCAGACAGCCCGGGCCCCACAACCAUAUCAGAUUUUGCUUUUCUUCUCUUUUUCCAUGCUUUUCCUUUCUUUGCGGCUUUUGUUAGUCCAGCUAAUUCAAUUUGAUCCUGGAUUAGUUGGGGAGGGAGUCGCGGAGUAUUCAGGGGCAAAAGUCCGUGAUAUUCGCUUCGAGCCACGGUGAAUUAGUCAUUAUCUCCGAAAGAUCUUGCGAUAAUGUCAUGUGAUAUGAUUCCUUAUCAGAUCUUCCGCCAAAGCUGGUUCCCCUUUCUGGCAAUUUUGACAACAUCGGGAGGAAGAAGUUGCGGAUAUUCGAUUUGUAUGAAUAUCUAUCUCUGUAUCUAUUCAACGAUCAUAACCCUUUCACAAACACCCGUUGAGAGGGGGAUCCUGGUACUUAACAAGGUUUUGGAGUUUACAAGCCGAUAUUCCUAACAGGACUGAAUAUCCCGUUCUGCAUCAUCCUCUUAUCCCCGAGCGCGGAGUGCGUCGACUCGGUCUGCCGGUGCCCCCAGACCCGACUAUUUCGAUGCUGCAAGGGUAUGAGGGAUAGCUGUGGCUCGAAGGCUGCAGUAUUUUGCCAGAUAAUCCAUGUUUAUUCCGUAGUUGCGAGUCUUUCUCUGAUUUUCAGUGCUGUGGUUGCAAUACCUCUGGAUGGCGGAGGACGGCAGCAUGAUUAUGACGCUCAUAAUGGCACAGACAAGUGCACACUCACAUAAUCAGUUCAAUCUACUCAAAUGUAUACACUUAGUGUAUAUAUAUAUAUAUCUGAACAACGCACCUUUCAGAUACACAUAGCUUUCUCAAUAGCUUCACCCCUCAAAUAUUCAUAAUAUCCUUAAUAUCCUCUCCAUCCUUAUUUUCCUUCAGUACCAUCUCUCUAAGGAAAGAAAGCACGAUAGAAAAGGGGCUGCCUGCUUGCUUUGCUACUUGCUUCCCUUUCACACGCAGUGCUCUUUUUUGAGCCUCAGACUUUUCUCUUCUUCCCCCUUUUCAUUCAAUCUUGUAUUCUUUUAUUCUUCUCAGUUCCUUCUAGAACUUCGCAGUUAGCCUGUAAUCAUGGCAGACCGCGUCCACGAGACGUCAAGCACGCCGGAAGUGCAUGAUCUGAAGAACUCCCAGGAGGGAGACUCCGAAACCUGCGUCGAGACCAAGUCGGAAAACUCCUAUCCGGAUGGAGGCGCCAGAGCAUGGGCUGUAGCGGCUGGCACUUCUGGUGUACUGUUUUGCACUUUCGGAAUGGCAAACGCCUUUGGGGUCCUCCAAGAGUACUAUACGUCCCAUCAACUAUCUGAAACGUCGCCAUCCGCCAUCUCAUGGAUUGGAUCGUUACAGGUCUUUAUCCUAUUUGCUAGUGCCCUUGUGGGUGGCCCCCUCUUUGACCAAUAUGGAGCGAAGGUCAUCUGGCCAUCAGCAGCACUCUACGUUCUCUCACUCAUGAUGACAAGCCUUGCGAAGGAAUUUUACCAGUUCAUGCUAGCCCAGGGGGUAUUGGGCGGAAUUUCCAUGGGUAUGACUAUGGCUCCUUCCAUGGCUGCCACGCCCCAAUAUUUCGAUAAAAACCGUGGAGCUGCCAUGGGUAUUGCUGUUGCUGGAUCUUCCAUUGGAGGUGUUAUCUUUCCAAUUGCCCUCGGGAAACUGCUUAAUGACACCACACUGGGCUUUGGAUGGUCUUUACGCAUUAUUGGCUUCUUAAUCCUAGCGAUUCUGGCACCAUCAUGCCUAGCUAUCCGUGCCCGUCUUCCGCCACGAAAGGGGAAUUUUUUGCUCCUCUCUGCAUUAAAGAAUCGGCUCUACUUAGCUAUCAUUGCAUUUGCUUUUCUCAUGAUUCUCUGCGUCUUUACCCCAAUAUUCUAUCUCCCGACCUACGCUGUCCAGUAUGGCAUGAGCAAAACGCUUUCUUCAUACCUCGUUGCGAUCCUGAACGCCGCGUCUUUCUUUGGCAGAGUCAUUCCUGGUGUCUUGGGUGACAAAUUGGGACGCCUCAAUGCGGUUAUAGCAUCCGGAGUCUCCUCGGGGAUUCUCAUACUCUGCUGGCCAAAAAUUACAACCAAUGCGGGAAUAUUUGUUUUCGCUGGUCUUUUUGGCUUUUGUUCCGGCGCCAUCAUCUCGGGCAUUGUUGUCUGCCUUACGACAUGUACUAAUAACCCAAAAAAUAUCGGUACAUAUAUGGGCAUGGGUAUGGGCCUUGCAUCAAUUGCUGGGCUGAUAGGGCCGCCGAUAAGUGGUGCACUUGUCUCUAGAUACCACGGGUUUGACCAAGUAUCUAUUUUUUCCGGAGUGGUGGUCCUCGUUGGAUCAGCUAUUGCCCUUUUCGCAAAGACUUUAACAGAAAAGGGAAUACUCGGAAGGGCGUAAUGAAACCAACUCCCCUUCUUACUUCGGCCGCCUCUCCUAUUCGUUCAGCUUCACCCAUUGUUACUGGUGGUUUGUGUGUUGUUUGUGUUGGACGUGGAGGGCGUUAAUACUUAUCUCUACUCCUUGCAUACGUCUAUUUCCUAUAUGGGUUUCACGUGGUAGUGCAUGUAUGAGUUCGUCAAGGGAUGGAAAGAAGUCAUCCAUUAUUUUCAUCGAGGCGAAAAGAUAUCCGCUGUUUAUUCCUAUAUGAUUUGCCAAAGUAUUUCCACCAAAACUGCAAUUCGGCAUGAUGUUAUAUUUGUCUAUUUAUUGCUAUUUGGGUGCUCGCUUUUAUCUAUGUUCUUAUCUAUUCAAUCGUUCUAAUAUGCAGAGUUAAUUUAUUUACAAUUAUUCCCUAUCCGGACGCUGCAGUUUCUAGCGUUUGUUAGUAUAGAUAGACAGG